AGCAAGUAAUAUCAUCAGUCAACAAUCAGGAAAUGCUGUUGGAGUUGCUCUCAUAAUUUUCAAUGACAGAAAAAGAAAAUAUGAGCUACAGAAUUGUGGAAACUGUCAAAAAACUCCAAAGUUGAAGCAUCUCGGCAUUAUUAGACAGAACUAACAUUUAUAACAUUAUGAGUUUUUGGCUACAUUUGGUCUGCGUAGAGGCUCAAAUUACUGGUUUCUAGCUCAUAGGCAUAGCCGUCUGGUUACUAACAUAUCAAAUUUCAUCAAAUUCCUGCAGUACAAGCCUUCUUUUUACCAUACAAGAAACUUCUUUUGAUCCAAAUGACUUCUUUUUUACACUAUACAGUAUCAAUCAAUACUUUCACCACUAUUUCAAUGAUAACAUGCUAGUAAAAAAAGGCAUUAUUGAUAAAAGGCAGUUUUUAGGUGAAUCUAGUCAUUUUAUUUUGAUCAUGUGUUUCUUAUGAAGUACUCACAAUACUCGAAGUAUUAAUUAUUAAACAUCAGUAGUGGCCAAAAUUGAAAACAAAAUACUCCACACAAAGCGUACUACCUAUAGUGGUAUAGUUUAAAGCUGCCAAAUUAUAAUACUAGUAGCUAAUGGCCAGUUACAUGUUUACGCAAGUUUGGCAGACACCAAGUGACAUGCUGAGAAAAUGUUUAACGAAACAGACUAAAACUAGAAUGGUCAUCGAUAAAACUCCUCUAUAAGCAGCAACAUGAAAUGGCAAUUCUAUAAGUCCAUAUAAGAAAAGGUUGAAACCAGAUGCUCCGGUAUUGUUGGUAUAAAUCACUUGUGUAAACCGGACAACAUUCAAAUCAAACUAGGACAUGACAGAAUUAUGGCCUCAGAAACAGAAGUUAAAGGUAAUGCAGCAACGAGUAAAAACAAGCAGAAAUAUCUUGCAGAAGCACAGCAGAGGGUUAGUAGUUCAUUUGCUACUACCUGCAUGAAAGAAUUCUAAUCUCUGUGCAGGCAUAGUUGUAGAGAAAAUCUUAAGAGCCCUCUCUUGCAAUUUGGUACUUGAGAAAUUGAACAUAUAAACCCAGCUACGUUACCCGCCAUUCUAGCGCCCCUGAGUGAUUUUCACCGCGUGAGCCGUUCGAUCUUGUUACUCUCGUACGAUUUUUGCUGCUGGCGAUCGCUGGACCGUCAAUUCUUUUGCACCUUUGUGCUCGUUUCAGAGGUGGAUGACUGAUGGGCCUCGUUAAGUGUGGGUCCAGAGAAUGAUGUGAAUUUACUCUGGUUUUACGUAGCUGAAUUAUGGGAUGUGCGGGCCGCGCGGUGAAAACCUAAUCCCCAAUCCCAGCCCGUCCUCGAGCCCCACAUUCCCUCCCCUCCCCUUUAGCUUCGUCGCCGCCGCCUCUCCCUGCCCUCCGGCCUCCACCACCACCACGCCCCUUGCUUCCCCUUCGCUUUUAUCCUCCUCUCGAUCCGGCGCUGGCACACACAGUGGUUAUGGAUGGGCCGCUGGUUGCCUUCAUGGGAGAGUGCGGCGUUGAGGUUUUCAGCAUGGGUGUGGAGGAGCGGGAAGAGGUGAGGAGGAUGACAACGUGGGAAAAAAGCAGCCAGAUCGAAGCUCUCGUUGCCGCUCGCGUUGCCAUGGAGUGGAGGGUCGCCGUUGGCCGCAUCACAGACAAGCGAGGACGAGGACAACGCCUGGAUUUGGCGAUGGCAUCAUAAGAGGCCUGGGCCUCCUCCACGGACAAGCCCGCUUGGCGGCGGCGAUCUGAGCACCAGUUCAAGGUGAGGCACCUCCUCUAGCCACAUCCAGUUUCUCCCUGAGUUUAUUUUAAAAUAAUGAGUUCUUGUUAUGGAUUUGAAUUUUUUCUUUGUAGUACUCUGUCGGCUGUGGCUGGAACACCUGACAUCACUGCCAUCAAAACGCCAUUGCCAAAUGCCUCUGAAAUUAAUUAUAAGCAAGAGUGGUAUGGCUUGCACAAUGUGGCAUUUUAGCCGAUAAAAGUCAUUCGUGUUUUAGACACAAAAGAAAAAGAUUGAGGCUGAAGCACCAACCACAAGCGGUGCCACAAAAAUAUGGACAGGGGAACACUCGAGCGCGUGCCGCGCCCAACUAAAGCAGAGCGGCAAAAGAGAGAAACAAACUUGAGGGCAAAAUCCAUUAACUACUGUAUAUACCGGAAUCAUCACAAACGGUCAGCACAAUAUUAUAUAUACUGUUUUCCCCUAAGGAAGAACUUGUUCAUAUCUGUAGCAGCAGCUAACACGGAGUGGUUAAUGGAGAAGAGUAGCUUCGCCACUAAUAAUUGAUUUUUCAGAAGAAUGAAGAGAAGCUAAACUUUCAGUGAAUGCGUGUUAACACUUUCAGUUUUCUGAAGAAAAGCUUCAGGCUUCUGCAGUUUUCAUUCUUCACGGCGCAGAGGUUACAGAGGUCAGAUGAUGUGUGCAAGGAAGGAAAGAUGCAGACAAGCAACGCCGAAGACGUCUUCAAAGCGCUUGAUGAGAUUGAGUUCCCAGAGUUGGUAGAGCCCCUGAGGACUGCAUUGGAUGAAGCAAAAAGGCAGCCUGGAGCAAAACAGAGGAAACUAGAUAAAGAGCCAAUGCUGCAGAGCAAAAUGAUCGAGCAAACGAAGCCAACGCGGACGACGAUUAACUGCUCUAACCUUGUGGUAGGUUGAAUCUGAGUCACAUUAAUGGGUGAACUUUCUCGUAAUUCUUUUUCC
This is a messenger RNA of Aegilops tauschii subsp. strangulata, 2685 nucleotides long. The record is from RefSeq and is a predicted model, not a curated record. NCBI's taxonomy places the organism in Eukaryota, Viridiplantae, Streptophyta, Magnoliopsida, Poales, Poaceae.